Molecule: messenger RNA, 1311 nt
Organism: Nematocida major
Lineage: Eukaryota; Fungi; Microsporidia
Exons: 1
Coding region: 1-1311 (436 amino acids)
Biological process (GO): protein histidyl modification to diphthamide
Molecular function (GO): 2-(3-amino-3-carboxypropyl)histidine synthase activity
Source: RefSeq, a predicted model, not a curated record
AUGAAGAAAAAAUUUAACUUUUCCGCUAUGAAGUACUUCUUGCAAAAUGAAGUUAAAACUCUACAGGAAUCUGAAAUAGAGGCCUGGUGUGCCGACAAUGCGGGCGUGCGUGUGGGCAUACAGACGGCAAAAAGUGCAUUUUCCACAGGGAAGGAACUCUGCGAUUUAAUCGGAAAAGCGCCAGCUAAAGUAAACGCAUCGAUACUCGCGGACUCAGAUCGGUGCUGCCUUGACUGGGCCGGAAUAAUGCACGCGCAAAGCACCUGCGUAAUAAAAAGAUCGUUUUCGUGCCCCCUCCUCGGCGUCACCCGAAGCAAAAUGAUAGAGAGAUCCCCUCCCGCGUGGCAGUACAUUCCAGAGUGCAGCCUGGCUUUGGAGACCCCGCAAACAAACGCCCCAAAUCAAGAAACAGCGUCUCUGCGCGCCCGAGCAAUCUAUCUUGCAGUUGAUAUUUUCUACGCGCCAAGGUACCAGGAGAUCAAAGCGCAAAUUGCAGGCACUGUGGGACAGGAGGUGCGAGACUGGGAGUACGGCCUGCACGCGCCAGACUCUGUCGUGCUUGUAGUUUCGGAUAACAUUGGAUUUAUCGAAUACUUCUCGGAAAACUACGCCUUUAUCCGCAUCCCCAGAGAGUCUCUGAGGACCCGGGAGGAGAUUGUUAAGGCAAUAGAGGGAAAAGCCCCGUCGCUGGAGCAGGAAAGAACAAAAAAAAUAGUCGCAAAAAUGGCGUGUGCAGAACACCUCCGGGGAUUAGAGCGGAUUGGGGUGGUCUACACGUCGAGCGGAUACGAGGGACUCGCGGACACUGUGUCGAAGUACUUGGACCUGCACAGGAAAAAGUUCUACCACAUUUUCGUCAACGGGCUCAAGCCGAACAAGCUGGAAAACAUCGUGGGAGUGCAGGCUUUUGUGGUUAUAGACUGCCCCUUUUCCAGCAUCAGGUUCGAUCACACCGCUGAAAUCUAUCGGCCGUACGAUCUUUUGCUGGCUUUUUGCAGCACGUGGAACGGCUUCUACAGCACAAACCUGGAGGUCGCCGAGAAGGAGCUGCAGGCAGCGCUUAAGACGGGAAAAGAGGAGUGCGACGAAGAUAAUGCGCCCGUCGCCCAAAAUGGAGUAAACUUCCUGCGGCUGAAAAAGGGCGACCUCUGCUUGAGGGAGCACACCCUGCAGUUCUUCCAGACGGGAGAGUACCUGACAAACCUGAUUGGGCUGGCGGUGGAGGAGAAGCCCCAAGAAGAAAACGACGAACUUCUGGAGGGAUACUCUGGGAUCCCCACGGACUAUGCAAAGAAGCAGGAAAAUGAGUAG